AUGGCGUGUUUAUUUUCUUUCCUGGUCGUACUCGUUAUCCUAAGUUUAUCAUCUGCUAGCCCUACUAAUGAUGGACGACGGAUGAAAAAACAAGUACGUUUUUGAGAUUAGUUAAUUGUUAAACCUUCAACCGAAUUCUUAGCUGUCAACUCUGUCGUUUCACCCAGUGAUUUCGGAGACUUGCAAGACUGAAUUGCUAUUUUUAAUCCAAAAAGGUCGUGGAUUUUGAUAUCGACAUCAGCGAGGGUGGAACUGGCUACACUGAAAAGAUCGAGGUGGACCUUGAAAAACAAACGGAAUUGUUUCAAGUACCUACUCAUCCUGGCGUAGAUCGCAGUGAUGUGCUACAUGAUUUCAAAAACGUAAGUAAUCCCACUUACGUAUUGAUAUCUAAUCCUUCACUUUAUCACAUUAAAAGGGGGAGAUUUUUUAAAGAAGUCAUUUGCAGAUUCAUAGCGCAAAUCGACGCAGAAAGGAAGUUAUAGUUGGCACAAGUAAAAUAGCGAAGUCGCAGUUAGAAAUAAAAUUACUGUAGCAGGGCGCUUUGUUCGAACAUGGCACAUGUGGUCUCUCACAGAUUGAUGGAGGUUGAGCGAUUGAGUCGAAAUAACUUCAAGAAAAUACAAUUACGUUAUAGUCACAUUCUUCCACAAUAUUACGUUUUUGUCUCAUAUUUCUUUCCAUUAAUCAUGACAUUUUCCUGUUUCAGCCCUAACACGUAUGCUGUUUUCCAAACCUGUAUCACACUCCUCCACCAUUUUCCAACCAUCAAUCCUCUUCCUUAUUUCUUUCACUCUUUUUUCUGUGGUUAUCAUUUCUGUUUAUUCUGUUAGGAUUUGACAAUGUUACGCUUUCCGGAAAGCAAGAUCUGUUACCUGUUUCCUCUCGUAAAACGGCAGUCGAGGCCAGAGAAGCUAAUGAGAGAUCACAUGACGGCCCAGAAGGUGAGAAAGAACACGUCAUUUUCCAAAUAGGAAAAAAACUUAUCAAGAAUUUCCCUCCUCACUUAGGCGCAAAAAUUGGCCCUGAAGGUCUCAGAAUUAAGCGCUCGAUCCCUUUGCUUUCCAAGAUUUCUCCCUUGUCCCUUAAAAGACGACUAAUCCUCACUCCGUUCCCCCUUCCCCUCACACUCUCCCCUAAGUGAUAAAUAAGGACUGGUUCCUUAGCCCGCGAGCUCAGAAAUAAGCGACAUGAGACAAAACAAUGCAGCUCCGUCUACAUCAGAGACACAGGCUGGCCGAGAAUCCAUGCAUUCUGCGCAUUGAUUUGAAAUAGAAAAUGAAAUAUACCGUUUUGUAGUGAAAUAUUUAUCAAUUUACGUCUAAGUGAAUCGUUGUCUAUGUAUUCAACCAGAUGAAUAUUACAGAGACAGAACGCGUGUACAGCAGGUGGGUUUUGGAUGGAGAAGUUACUGAUCGAUCGUGGCUUGGUGAAGAGCUGAACGACUUUUGCGCUCAGUACACGAUAUACCACGUGACUGAGGAACGGGAACACGAUACCGAAGAACAAACUGAAAGUGAGACAUCAAUGAGUCUUAAACCUUUAAACUCCCAUAAGUGAUCAAGACGGAAUUUCUCUUAACAAAAUCAAAAAAAAUAUCAAGUAGACAAGUAAUGAGAAUCAAGAAAAAUAUCAAUCAGGGAAUUAUUAGUUGAUCCAAUAUCAAAUUCUCCAAACUAACAUCAAAAGAAUUGUAUGGUACACAGGAAGGAGAAUUACCCAUGAGAUCUUGGAGUUUAAAGAUUUAUAAUAUUCCCAGAAAUAAGUCAGUCCUGGUUCCCUAAUUCGCACAAGAAUGUUUUUUUUUUCAAAGAAACCUUAAUUUAAGGCUUGAAAAAUGCUAAAACUGAUUUUCAAGUUACUCCAACAAGUCAAUAAAAAAAACCAAACAAACAAAAACAUAAACAAAACAAUGUUGUGUCUCACCAUUUUGAAUUUCUUCGACAAUCAAUUGAAAAUUGAAAAGGUAAUUUCGCAUAAAUAAUGAUGGGUUAACUUGACAGAUUAUAUCUUCUAUGUCAAAUACGUAUUUUUUUUUCUUCUUCUCCUUCAGGCGGAACAUCGCCAGAUAGGGUAAAACGUCAGUCUGUGAGUGCUUUGGAUGAUACAAAACUGUGCCGCGGGGGAAUGGACCUGAAUACCUCCCUUCAAGUAUGUGCCAAGUCCAAAAGGAAAUGCAGAGAAACCUUUGGGUGUUACCAGAUUGAGAAAUGUCGCGAGGCGAAGAAACGCGAACGGCGUUCGUGGGCGGGAUUCUUCGGUUUUCUUGGUCAUUACGGUCGUUACGGUCGUUACGGUCAUCAUCGCUUGCAAUGGUACAAUCCGCGUUAUGCUCCACCCGCACAAAGAAAAAAACAGAAAAAAGUCGAACGUCCACGCUGUUGGAAUGUACACGACACCAGACGAAUUAAAUGUUGCGAAUACAUUUGUGAGAAGAUUGACAGACCAACAACACCAACCGUAGAAACAGAGGAAAACACAGAAUCACUCUUAGAAGUGUUGCUGGGCCGUCUUUGAAUAUUCGGCCAGUAGCUAUGUAUUGAAAGGUUUUACGAAAAUCAUGAUGCCUUGAAAGUCUUAAAAUUGGUUAUUUUGCCGAGAUGGCAUUUAGCCUUCAAACAAACUUGAUAGUCAUUUUUUUUUUCCCUAAAGAUACAGUGAAAACCAGGUAAUCGGAUAAUUUUGAACACCUAGCUAUAAAUAAUCAGAAAAGCUUAGUUUCUUUGCUUUUCCUGUUUAGUUUCUUUGCUUCCUGACUUCUCGAGGUGACUUCGCUUGUAACUGAAUUCACCCCUACGAGAUAAAGAAAAUAUCAAUCACUCGCGUGAUAUUUUCUCUCCGAGUAUAAAACUUAGUAUCUAGAAUUUUAUAGUGGAGAGAAAGAGCUUUUAUGCUUUUGUUUCCUACUGUGUUCAAAUUUAAUUACAGUUUGCUGGUCGCCUGUUGUUUUAAUAAAAAGUUUUUUGAAACGA
Messenger RNA from Pocillopora meandrina, 2972 nucleotides. The record is from the annotation of a GenBank genome assembly. NCBI's taxonomy places the organism in Eukaryota, Metazoa, Cnidaria, Anthozoa, Scleractinia, Pocilloporidae.